Messenger RNA from Dovyalis caffra, 2913 nucleotides. The record is from the annotation of a GenBank genome assembly. Lineage: Eukaryota; Viridiplantae; Streptophyta; Magnoliopsida; Malpighiales; Salicaceae.
AUGAGCAGAUCCAGUCGGCAUAAAGGAAAGCAUGGACAGAUGUCUCGAGAUCAACAGUAUGAAGGUACUGCUGCACGGACUAGACCUUUCAGCUUUGAUGAAAUUAUGUCGAAAAGGAUAAACAAGAAGGUAUCUGAAAAUGAGAAAGGAGAGUUAAAAGGUGUCUCAGAAGCUGUUAUUCAUGAGAAAGCUUCUGAACGUAGAUCUGAAAGGGGUGAUGGUCACAAUGAAGAGUCUUGUCUCCGACAGCACUUGUCAGAGGAACGCAGUAAGGCAAGUUACCGAAAGAAAGAAGAUCAAGUUUCCAUGAAGGAUGAUUAUAUAGCCAAAGGCAAAGAUAGAGAUGUUCGAGAUUCAGAAACUAAAUCAAAGGUCAAAAUGAACGAAGAUCUGAGAACUGGAGUUAAAGAAAAGACUAAUGAAAAGGUUAAUGACAGGAGAAAAAGUGAUAGGUGGCUAAGCAGUAUUUCUGAAAAUCAAGUUGUGAAGAAGCAUUCAAGAGAUGUGGAGAAGGAUAGACAUGUGGACAAAAGUAGAGGAAAAUCUGAAAGAGAAAGCAAUGCAAAAUACAGGAACGGAGUUGAUGAUAAAAGUAGAGAAAGGAACGCUGCAAAGAAAUAUGAUUUGGGAAAAGGGCAUCAUUUAGAAUCUUCAGAGAGAAAGGAAAGGAAGGAAUUUUCAAAAUAUCAUAAUGAAGAAUUAAGGCUGAAAAGGAGACGAUCAAGGAGCCGAGAGCGCGAGGACAGAAAUAGAAGGUCUAUUUCACUCUCACCAAGGGCUCAUAAACAUGGUUCUUAUCACAAAAGGGAACAGGGGGAAUCGUCCUCACAUCCCGUCAAAGAAAGGUCUGGACGACAGCAAUCUGAUGCUGAUAAGAGCAAAAUUACAAAUAGUAGUUCUGGUAGCCAUCACAGGAGACAUGGUGGCUUUGCAAGUGGACUUGGUGGCUAUUCACCGAGGAAGAGAAAAACUGAGGCUGCUAUUAAGACUCCUUCCCCAGCUAAACGCUCACCAGAGAAGAAAAGCGCUAGAUGGGACCUUGCACCAAAAGGAACAAACAAUGUCUUUCCUGCUGUAAUUCUUUCUAAUUUUCAAUCACCUAAGCAAACUGCAUCUUCAAAUAUACACAGAGUUGUCAGUGCUGUUCCUGUUGCUUCAGCUGCAAUGAAGCCUCUUUCUGGGGUUUCACCCAGUGCUUUGGCAACUGCUACGAAAAUCUCCACUGAAUCCAUUCAACUUACACAGGCUACCCGUCCUAUGAGGAGGCUUUAUAUGGAAAAUAUACCAGCUUCAGCCUCUGAGAAAGCUGUGAUGCAAUGUCUUAAUAACCUUUUGAUUUCUUCAGGUGUCAAUCAUAUCCAAGGAACCCAGCCAUGUAUAAGCUGCAUUAUGCACAAAGAAAAGGGCCAAGCUCUUGUGGAAUUUCUUACUCCUGAGGAUGCUUCAGCGGCUCUCUCUUUUGAUGGCUGUUCUUUCUCAGGCUCCAUUAUCAAAGUCAGACGGCCCAAAGACUUUGUUGAAGUGGCAGCAUUCAAAAAGACGAAGCUUAAUGCAACUAUGGAUGGUCAAUUUAAAAUGUCUAGGCCAAAUAAUAUCAGAUUAACCAAGAAAGAGGAGGUUCCUGAUACUGGUGAACUGGAAAAAUCAGCCGCUGCAUUUGAGGCAAUUGACGAUGUUGUUAAGGAUUCAUGUCACAAGAUCUUCAUUGGUGGAAUUUCAAAGGCUGUUUCUUCUAAAAUGUUUAUGGAGAUUGCUAGUGCCUUUGGACCUCUGAAGGCAUACCAGUUUGAGAACAGUAAGGAUCCUGAUGAGCCAUUUGCUUUCCUAGAGUAUGCAGACCAAUCAGUUACUUUCAAGGCUUGUGCUGGUCUCAAUGGUAUGAAGUUAGGAGGGCAAGUAAUUACUGCCAUUCAAGCUGUUCCAGAUGCAUCCUCCUCGGGAAGUGAUGAAAAUCCACCAUUUUGCCAGAUCCCUCAGCAGGCAAAGGCACUUCUUGAGAAGCCUACAGAAGUCUUAAAGCUUAAAAAUGUGUUCGAUUCAGAAAACCUUUCAUCCCUAUCUACUACGGAAGUUGAAGAAGUAUUGGAAGAUGUGCGUUUAGAGUGUGUCAGGUUUGGCUCUGUUAAAUCUGUUAAUGUUGUCAAGUCUGGUGCAACUGCCACCUCCACUUCAAAAUUAUGUGAAUGCAAUGAUGAUAUGGCAUCUGCUGAAGCAACACAAAGCUUAGGGUGUGAUGUAACAAAUCCUAAAACAAGGAACAACAGAGAAUCUAUUGACCAAAAAGUUAUGGAAGGCAACAGCAUUGGUGAUGAUAAACCAGCAAAUUAUGUUAUGGAGGAGGAGCCAUGCCAGCCAGGUCAGGUUGACAGUGAUACGGUUGUUCAAGACUCUGAAGUACCCCCUCUGGAUGAAUUAGACAGCAGCGUUGACAAGUUCACCGAUGACAUUGAAAUGGAGGAAGCACGUGCAGAAAACAAAUCAACAGCUGGAGAAGAUUUGAAUUUGGAAGACGAUAGUGGAAACAAAUUGACAGCUAGAGAAGAGUUGAAUUUGGAGGAGGUGGGAGAAAGAAAAUCAAUGACCAGAGAAAAAUUGAAUUUGGAGGAAGUCAGAAAAAACAAAGUGAUGGCUGAAGAAGAGUUAGACUGGGAGGAAGCCAGUGGAGACGUUGAAAAAGCUUUUGUGAAUGAUAGCAUGGAAGCAAGACCAAAUACUAUUGAGAAGGGAGAUGACGAGGAACAGGAUAGUGAUCUUGGAUGCAUUUUUGAGCCGGGCUGUGUUUUUGUGGAGUUCAGAAGAACGGAAGCCUCAUGCAUGGCAGCACAUUGUUUACAUGGAAGGUUAUUUGAUGGCCGUGUUGUAGUGGUGGAAUAUGUUCCUCUUGAUAUUUACCUUGCCAGAUUCCCAAAAUGA